Messenger RNA from Ylistrum balloti, 5144 nucleotides. RefSeq names its product partitioning defective protein 6-like. The transcript has 3 exons. Gene Ontology annotation, molecular function: protein binding. Lineage: Eukaryota; Metazoa; Mollusca; Bivalvia; Pectinida; Pectinidae. The coding region runs from base 22 to 1044 and encodes 340 amino acids. The record is from RefSeq and is a predicted model, not a curated record. Gene Ontology annotation, biological process: centrosome cycle.
UUUUGGGGCUUAAACUUCACUAUGUCGAGGACUGCACGGAUGCCACAUAGGCAGCAGAACGGAAUGGUGGAAGUGAAAAGCAAGUUUGAUGCAGAGUUCCGAAGGUUUGCGAUUGACAAUUCCAAGAAGUGUGAGUUUACCCAAUUUGAGGCAACCCUUGGUAAAAUCCACAGCCUUCAGGACAUUCCCUUUGUUGUAACGUACACUGACAGCAAUGGAGAUCUUCUUCCAAUCAACAAUGAUGACAACUUUUACAGGGCUGUGACUAUGGCCAAACCCCUUCUGCGAGUCAUGAUUCAGCGCAAAGGAGAAAGUUAUGGUGAAGCCAAUGGUUAUGGAACAUUAGGUGUGAAACGGCGCAAUCCAAUCAGCAAGCUGAUGAGUGCUGAGGCUCCCCCCAAGCCUCGUAUCAAUAUCAGCAUGCCUGAAGACUUCCGAAGGGUGUCUGCAAUCAUUGAUGUUGAUGUUGUUCCAGAAACUCAUCGGCGUGUCAAGCUUAUGAAGAAUGGCUCAGACAAGCCUCUGGGAUUUUAUAUCCGUGACGGCACAAGUAUGCGUGUUACACCUCAUGGACUAGAGAAAGUGCCUGGCAUAUUUAUAUCAAGACUUGUGCCUGGUGGGCUGGCAGAAAGUACAGGUCUUUUGGCUGUGAACGAUGAGGUGCUGGAAGUAAAUGGUAUUGAGGUUGCGGGGAAGACCCUUGACCAAGUUACAGACAUGAUGGUGGCUAAUAGCUCCAACCUCAUCAUCACAGUUAAGCCAGUCAACCAGCGCAUGACCCUUGCACCAAUGCGCGGGUCAUCAGUCCGUACCUCUCAAAUGUCCAUGAAUUCGCAAAAGUCACAAAGUUCGCACCAUUCCUCCAAGUCAUUUGACAGUGACAUUCCAUUGAUCCAUGAGCAAGAGGAUGAAGAUGAUGAGGUUGAAGAUCAUCUGAAUCACCAAAGUGACCAUUUUGGCAGAGAAAGUGACCACAACCUCAGUCAUCACAGCAAUGCCAGCCUUGAUACAGAGAGUAAAGAUAGCGCUGUUGUCACCUUAUAGGACAAUGUUUGAUAAUGCAAAUUGUAUCUGAUCAUAUACAAAAUGUUUUAUAUGUAAAAUUAGCUUUGUACUCAGCAAUGUAAUUAAUCUGCAGUGUCUUGGUUUAAUCAUGUUGUAGUUAGAUUUUACUGCUCUCUUAGGCUUUUUAAGUUCAUUUGACAUUGUGGCACUACAAGACCUAUUUUUAGUCCCAAUUUCGGUAAAAGAAGUCUUCUUUUGAUUCUUUUAGAACUAUGAUCUGUUUUAAGUAAUAUGCGAUGUGUAUACAAACAUGUAGGCAUUUUAAUUAACUGUAAAGAAUGCAACGCAAUUUCUCUGGCACAGUAGAUUUACUGUAGCAGCUUUCUUUGAGGAAUUGGUCAUGUGGACCGCUUCCCCACCUAAUUUUACAAUUAUGUAGAUAUUCUAUUCGCCUGGAGGUGUGGGGUACAUUUGAUAGCACAUAUUGUCUUGUCAUGACUAAAGAUAAGGGAAACACAUAUUUUAUUGUAUAACACGUUUUACUGGAAAAGGUGAUGUUUUUGAAAAUUGUUUGCUUUUUCUGCGAUAGGUGCUGUGGUUAGAGAAUUUGUUAUAAGCACUUGUGUCAGACCAUAAUACUAUGGUGGAUAUUUGUGGAAUAUAAAUUAAGAAGUUUUUUUCAGGAUUAAAAAAAACAGAAGUAAUAUUUUGGCAAUGGCUUCUAUUAGUGACGUAAUGUUAUUUGUGCCCAAAUUCUGCCUAGGAGUAUAUAUUAAGAGCAUUAUGUAUACGUUUACAGGUGACAUAUUUUAAUUUAUGCCAGCAUGUAUGUUUUAUACCAAUCAUGUAAAUAAUUAUUAGCAGUGGCCAUGCAAGGCUCUGGAAAUCUGGCAUGAUUUGACAGACACAAACAUCUGAUAAUUUUAAUUUCUGAGUGAAAAUUAGGUUAAAUUUUAAAUUUAUCUGGAUUUGCCAAUCACAGUUUCUGACACUCAGAUCAGGUACAAAAGAAUAUUGAAGUCUUGAAAUAUUGUAAUUAAAAUUUGGUGAUGAAACAUCUGACAUAUUAAAAUUGCUAGUUGCGGUAGUUAUCCACAUUAGCCUUGAAUUAGCAUUUGAUUUACAGAUAGAAGAAUAUCAGAGCAAUCAAUUUGGCCAUAAAAGCAAACAUGGUAUUCCAGUUUCUUAUGUGUCUUUCCCUGGAUAGUGUACUCGAGAUGGUGGAGAAUUAUCAUCUUCUAGUUGUCUAUCUGGAACCAUUCAGUCUUUGAUUGAGUGAAAAGAUUUUAUUAAAAAAUAAUAGAGAUCUAGUAUUGCUAUAAUAAAUUAUGGAAACUUCAAAUAUUAAUUGUAACAUAUCUUUUUGAUGAGAAUAGAGGGUAAGUCAUACAAUUUAAUGUGAAAUGUUAUAUAUAGAAUUAAUGUUUUAUCAAUAGGUGGCCUCUUAAGUUAAGUGGAGUUAUUCCCCUUGAAAAUUCACACUGACCUCUUACCACUGUGACAAAUCAUUUGUGUGAUGCGUAAAUCACUAAUGAAAUUGCUUAAUUAUAUUUACAUAUUCAUAUCCAAUAUACACAACUAUGUAUUCAUUGUAAAAAAACUAUACACUUUCUAGCUAACAUUAUUCCGUUCUCUAUACAUUCCUGGUGGUAUUGUACACUGUUUUUUUUUUCCAUUUUCACAUUGAUUUUAAUAGUUUCAUAGAUUUGGAUAUUGUUGGACAGUCCUUUCCUUGACAAAAAUAAAUGUGUCCAAAAUUUUGUUCAGAUAUGCUUGCUGUGGUGGUUGCAAUUUUCUCAUAAAUUGUAACUUGAUUUUGCCCAGUUUCUACCUUCAGCUUAGAUACAUGCAAAGGGGCACAAUUGGAUCUGUGAAUGAAGUAGGGAUGAAGUUACAGUAUACAUACAACGUUGUGAAAGUUUCGCUUUAUAAGUUAAUAUGUAUUAUACAUGUAUUAUUAUUUUAAUAAGUUGUGUCAUGGAAUGAAAGAGCUGAAAUGAUUAUAACAACAGAUAAGGUAUAUCGUGAUGUUGUGUUUUUUUACAUAUCUGUAACAUAGUAUGGUAGAUGCAGAAAAUACCUUAAGAGAUCAUUAUGGCUUUAGGAGAGCCAUUCUGCUCUGAUGAUGCACAUGCUUGGAUUUAGCAUAUUGUGUUUGCAACCAUAGAUCUUUACCUUAGGAAAGUAAUCAACAGUUGAGACAAGAGAGACGGGCCACUUCAAAAAUAUUUCAGUCUACAGCCACUGUUUUAUUAAUUAUCAGCAUUAUCUUUUGUUUUAUAUGUUAAUUGAUUUUAAUGUAGGACUUAGAUUAUAUCAAUUGUAUUCCUGUUGUUCUUCCUCUUUAAGAGGUUUUCUUUAUUAAUUUAUUCUAUCUUCCUGAUUUAAGAUAAUUGAAAAAUUCAGUUUGUAAGGGGUAUUUCUCCCUUCUAAUCCCCAAUUCUAAGUAUGGUACUACAUGUAGAUUAUUAUAGUAUAUUGUAGAUUAUUUCUCCAUUUUCCAUGGAAAAUAUUUACAUGUUGACUCAGAUUGGUACAUUUCCUUAAAAUUAUAAUAAGCAUCAUAUUGCAUCUGACUCAAAAUCACAGGAUUUGCUAAUUACAGACCAUUGAAAUAAUACUUGUUUGUUUAAAGUCACCUAACUGCAGUAAAUAUGAAUGGGUAUAUUACCAGGCAUGGACUUACUUUUGGAAAAUAGUAGAUUAUAGAUUGUUGAGUACAUGUAACUUUAUGAUGCCACUUGUACACAAUCUACUUCUAAAUGCUGCAAACACUGAGUGAUAUCUUAAAAAGAGUGUGUACAAAGAGUUCAUUUGAUACUCAAUGUAAAUCUAGAAUAAACUGUAUAAUUUUAGGUAUGACAAACUAUGCAAGUGCACAUGGAAAACAUACAAAAUUUGUAUUUAUUUUACUAUGGCAAAAUGAUGUAUUUUACAAAGAAGACUGAUUUAAUUGAAUACAGGGUAAUGCUUGGUUGAUAUUGGUCAGUUUAUAUAAUCUUUAUCAAAUAUGGUAACUUGUUUUGAUUAGGACAUUGCAUUCUUUCAUUCAUUGGAUUAUGACAACUACUACUGUGUUCUCCAAUGACAAGACAAUGUACAUAUAGUUUUAAGUAAUGUUAUUCAGUGUAAGGAAGGCAGGAUACUUUUGGAUUGCAUCGCAGAAAUUCUUUGGCAUGUAAACAAUUUCAUUACUUAAAGAAUCAUAACACUCUUUUAGUCAACGUUGAAAUAAAGUGAGAGGAAAGCUGGACUUUGUAACGCUUGAACGAUAUGAAGUUAUCUAACAGGACUUAAUAUUAUUGCAGUUAUGAAGUUCUUAUUUUUAUACAGAUUUUUAAAGAGAUGAACGUAUGUGCUGGAAUAUUCAUGUACCGUGCAUUUUGGAUUUUAUUGUUAUGAAAUAAGGGCAUCGACUGUUUUUAUGUGACUAAUUUAUAGGUUGUGAUUUUAUAUAUAUGUAAAUAUGUCCAUGCGAUAAAGGACUUGGGAGCACCACCUCCCGGUAAACUAAUUGUACACUUGUAUAUAUAUAUAUACAUUCUGUGGAAAUAUAGUUAAUUGCAGCAUACACCUUGAAAGAAGUUUUUAUUUACUUGGUAAAUUUGACAUUCGUGGAUAGUUAGUGGUCCUCAGCUAUUACAUAUAGGGCUUGUUCAUACAUCUUUGUCUAUAGUGAUGGUAGAUGAUAUCCAAAAUUGAGGAUUUUUUUUAUCAACAUUUAUCAGGGUGCCUAAAAUCUUGUGUGUUCAUCAAAAUACCUAUGUAUACAUACUAUUAAAUCCCAUGAUAAAGACCUUGUUUGAAGCUAUCUGGUACAGGUAAUGUGAUUAAAAGAUUGCUAUUUAAUUUUUGCUUCAAUCACAGAAUGUAAGGUAUACAAUUUUGUAUAUCUGUCAGUUAAUAGUAUUUAAGAAUGUCAUAAAAAAAAUCAAGCAGUCCUUUCGGAUUGAAUGUUCUGUGGUGUUUUUAUCAGUUCUUUGUACAUUUUCAUGUCUAAAAAUAGCAUCAAUAAUCGGUACAAAUUGUCAGUUUUUCUUUCAUUUUUUUUUUAAUCAUAAUAGAUCUUUACUGUACAUAGAAUGGACCAUUACCAAUACAUAUACAUUUACAUGUAUAUACAUUUUAUAUAUAUACAU